AUGUUUGACUCUCACCUGGUCCAGUAUUACUGCUGUAAGAGGGAGGAGUCUGAGAAGGGGGAAGAGGAGGAACCUGAGCUCGCCACCAUGUCGCCGUCUCGCCCCCUGGCUCUGUCGGCUCCUCCUACGCCUCCGACGCCAGAGCAAUACAGUGACGAGCCCGAGAUGUACCCUCCCACUUUCCUCACUGAAGCCAACGGCCCCGUCAGCUACUCACCUCCGCCUCCGCCGCCACGCAGGUGCUAUCGCUCGCAUGCCUUCUGCCCUUCCUGUGCCCGCUGCUCACUACCCUUCUACUUGCAGCACCCAGAGAGGCUGUGCAAUGGCGGUCGCAGGAUCAGCUACAGGACUGUGCAGCAGCAGGACAUGGAGUUGCCCAUGGACUUGGCCAGCUUCUACCAGAAGCUGAACCUCAUCCGCCAGGUCACCAUGAAGGAAGUAGUCACCCACAGCGUCAGCACCGACGUUUAG
Messenger RNA from Pundamilia nyererei, 471 nucleotides. It is a transcript of the gene fam163b, whose product is annotated as family with sequence similarity 163 member B. NCBI's taxonomy places the organism in Eukaryota, Metazoa, Chordata, Actinopteri, Cichliformes, Cichlidae. The record is from RefSeq and is a predicted model, not a curated record. The coding region runs from base 1 to 471 and encodes 156 amino acids. The transcript has a single exon.